AUGAAGGCUGCUGGGUGGAGAAGAGCUUUGGGGGCUAUCAUGGUAGACACAAACUUUCCGCUAUGCAAUGGACUGGCUGGUGGGGUUUCACCAUUCAAUGAAUUCAAGACCAGAGACUGUGGAGGAUACAUAGCUGAUACUCCCUACGAUCCAUACAACUCUGGUUUUCAGCGUGAGGAAGCCAACUCUGAUUUUGGAGAGUUUACUGAAAAUACCGCAGGCUCUACAGCAACCACCAGAGCAGACAGACUUAUCAGCAAAGAAAUGCAAGGCCACCCUCUUCAACAAGCCAGAGAGACUAACAUAUGGUACCCUUUUGAUGGGCUGGGUGAAUGGUCGCUUGCAAAAUUCCUUGUCAAAAAUCUUUCCCAGACGCAGAUCGACAAAUUUCUCAAGUUAGACUGGUUCCAGACAAGGGAACGGCCGCAAUUCAAGUCGAAAGACGAGUUGUUCUUCUAUAUGCAGCAGCUUCCUGGCCGCGGGCCAAAAUGGCAAUGCACGAAACUUAAGCUCAAGGGCUACGAAAGUGAACAAGCAAUUCACCUCAUUUGGAGGGACGCGUUGAAGGUUACGAAGCAGCUUUUCGCAAACCCGGUUUAUGCGAAACACAUGUGCUAUGACCCUCACUAUAUCUAUCAAGGACAAGAACACCAAUUUGGAGAAUUCUGGACAUCAGGUGAUGCGUGGAAGAUUCAGGAUCAACUACCGGAAGGAGCGACUAUCGUUCCGAUCGUCCUUGCCUCUGACAAAACUCCAGUCACAAGGCAUACGGGUGGCCUUGAGAUGCACCCAUUAUUUCUAACGAUUGGAAAUAUCCAGGCCAAUGUCCGCAUGAAGGCUACAUCGCAUGUGUGGCGAUGUACUGCGUUCAUGCCAACACCCACUUUUGUUGUCAACUCUGACUUUCAAACUCUACUCCAUGCGCGUCUGUGGCAUAAGUGCAUGGAUCUUGUCUGUUCUAAUUUGAAGGUCGCGGCUCAUGUUGGCGAGUAUAUGGUUGAUCCCUCAGCCAGAAUGUGUUACUGUUUCACCCCUCUUAUCAACCAUGUUGCUGAUCUCCCCAAACAAUUGAUGAUCACAUGUGUUAUGAAAAACUCAUCUCCUGUCACCACAGCGACCCACAAAGAGUUUGGCGAUGAGACACCACAUCCUCCACGGAAUGGAUCGGAUACCUACACGCUUAUCCAGCAGCUUUGUAACUGUGUCGACCCAUGGAAUCUCAUUGUAUUCGUUAGAGAGGCCAAAAAACUUCAUCUUAGUGGGGUGCACUUGCCGUACUGGAGAAACUGGAGGCACUCUAAUCCUGCAAGAUUCCUGACGCCAGAGAUUCUUCACGCGCUGCACAAGUUCUUUUUUGACCAUGUUCUCAAAUGGAUCAAGCAGAUCAUGGGUCACGAACUUGAUGUAUGGUUCAAGAGUCACCACAAACGCACUGGUAUAUGCCAUUUCUCUGGGGGUGUCUCUCAUGUCAACCAAAUGACAGGACGGGAGCACCGAGACAUUCAAUGCAUGAUUGUGCCGACACUGUGGGGUGUGGCAAGUCCUGGCUUCAUCCGUGCUGGAAAGGGUGGUGCUAAGGAUGACUUCUUCAUUCCGAAACUCGAACUCAUGCAAAGUUUCACUUGUGCAAUCUUCCAUGUUGGUUCACUCAUGCAGUGGACAGCAGAUGUUUCAGAACGUCUUUUGAUAACGCACUGCAAACACCCAUUUGAAUGCACAAGUCGUCAGCAAGACUUCGUCUCACAGAUCGCUCACAUCCUCGAUCGUGAGGAGGCUAUCCGGCUGUUUGAUCUUUAUAUGCUGCUAUCCUCAUCCUCAUCUAUGCCUGGCCAGGACCCUCUCAUCAAUGCCAUCAUCAUGGAGGAUGAAGAGAUCGCUAGCACAGAGACGGAUCCCACUCUUGCUUGGGUCUCCAAUGCAAACCCAGCCGCCCAGCUACGUCUACAAGCACCGCACCCUGUUCGUAAUCACUUCUUAAAGGGUAUUUUAUCGGACAAUGCAUGUAUCGCCUUUAAUGUCACCGUGAAAGCAGAUUGCAGCCGUCUCAAAUCAUGCCGAGUCAGCAAAUUCAUGCCGAGCCACCUUCCGCUAAUUUUCCUAGAGGGAACUGCGACGCCGUGUUAUUUAACCAGACGGGCAAUGGUGGUAAUGAUGGGUCUUAUGUUGCUCAAGUACGAGCCAUAUUCCAACCAACCGUCCCCAGAGGUUCCGUCGGACAGGGUGAUCAGAUACAUCACGCAUGCAGUGGAAAUUAUACCCGUCUAUCAAGGACCAUUGGGCAAGGACGUGAAUUCUGGGAACUCGCUGGAGGUGUUUGAUGACUACUUCUUGAACAAUUUCGCAGACAAAGAGCUGUACCAUUCGCUAUCAGUGAUCUCAGACAACUAG
Suillus fuscotomentosus is the source of this 2388-nucleotide messenger RNA. RefSeq lists its product as uncharacterized. The transcript has 12 exons. Lineage: Eukaryota; Fungi; Basidiomycota; Agaricomycetes; Boletales; Suillaceae. The record is from RefSeq and is a predicted model, not a curated record. Bases 1 to 2388 code for a protein of 795 amino acids.